Prorocentrum cordatum is the source of this 1437-nucleotide messenger RNA. NCBI's taxonomy places the organism in Eukaryota, Dinophyceae, Prorocentrales, Prorocentraceae. The record is from the annotation of a GenBank genome assembly.
AUGGACGGCGAGAUCGGUGGGAGGGCAACCCCGACGGUGGCGAAGGUGGGUGCGGGUGAGUGGGCAGCUGUGAAGGACUUAGAUUUGCAGGCGCCCCGUUCUGACGGCACGUCCCCUGGAUGCCUCCCGGCGGUGAGCCGCGACGCUGGCAUAGAGGCGUGGGUGGAACCUGCAGCCCUCGCCAUGAAUUCCGGAGAGUGCGCAAGAAACCCGUGGGAAGAGGCGGGCAGGCCGCCCGCCGUGGCGAACUGCAACUGCGACGAAGGCACAGGGCGGGUCACUGUCACUGUAGGCAAGCUGUACAAGGCGGACGGACGCGAUGGCUUCGCCAGCGAGUGGAGCAUUGGGGGUUGCUGUGGACCGCUGCCAAAGAGAGGGCUGUCGGCGAAGACGGAGACCAAGCGGAAGCGGCGGGACAGCAUCCCGCAGGGCCUCCAUGCGCAAGCUGGAGAGCCGUCGCCGCAGGGCGAGGUGCUGGAGCCAGAGCUGCGAGGUGGGAGGCGGACGGACGGCCGAGGCGCGCAGUGGGGCCGCUUCCAGCUGGGCGUCAGCGUCAUCGCGGAGCGCCGGGGCCCCCUCGUGCUCAGGAACAGGGGACUGACGCCCGCUGGACGGCCUGUCGCUGAGGGCAUCCAGAAGGCGGAGAAGCCUUGGGAGGAGAUUGCAGGGCGGAGCUGCGUCGACAUGGCCAUUCGCCGCGUGGUCAUCCUGAAGGAAAUCCAGGGUGCGACCAAGACCAACUUGGCCGAUUUUGAAGGCAUGGCGUGGCGGUGCUUCAUGAUUGCGCCGAUCGUCGAGUCGAUCGCCGUGAGACUGCAGUCUGCGCGCGUGUCGAGCGAUGUGCCGCUGCGCCGCGCGGCUCUGCUGCUGCGCGCUUUCGCGGCCGCGGGGCUUUCGCGGACUACUGCUCAAUCCGAGCGCCGCCUGGCCGAUGUGCAGGCGAAGGUGCAGGAGGUGAUGAAGGACUUCGAGGCGCUGCGCAGGGAGCUGGAGGCAGAGCGCGCGCUCUCGGGCGGGCUGCUGGCGGAGCGGGAGCGGCUGCGCGCCGAGCUCGCGGAGGAACGGCAGCGCGGCCUGCCGGGGGCCGGCGGGGCCAGCCGGGAAGGGCAGGCCGGCCUCGACGCCGCCGCCCGCUCGGGCGAGGUGCUCGAGGGGGGCGCGCGGCGCGACGGCCUCGACGGCCUCUGGAGGCCGCGCGUGCUGGCUGGGCAGGGCUCGGGCGACACCCGGGUCUUCCGGCAGAACGCCUUCACUGGCCGCUGGACGCUCUACGUGAGCAGCCGCGGGCCCCAGAAGCCGCAGCAGUACGCGCCCGACCCGAGCAAGGUGCGGGCCGCAGACCAGCCGGAGAGCACGAGCCCUGCUGCCCGUUCUGCCCCGGGGGCGAGGCGAGGUGCCCGGCGCCCCUGCUCCAGGUCGGCCCCGACGGGGAGCUGA